GGAGGGAGAGCCAGGCAGGGUAGUCCGGGCGCUGGGCUCUACCGUUGACUCGUCACACAUAAAUACUUGUCUGCACGGGGUUACAAGGACGAACGGGGAAAUAUAGAUACACAUUACCCUGGUACAUUCUUUUACCUCCCUCGACAGCAAAUUCAGAGAAUGCCUGGAUCAGCCUCAAUCAGCUGUUUGGGACCAUGGCCCAAAGAUGUUGGUAUCAUUGCCAUGGAGUUGUACAUCCCUUCUCAAUAUGUCGACCAGACUGAACUUGAGCAGUUUGAUGGAGUUUCAGCUGGAAAAUACACAGUGGGCCUGGGCCAAGCUGCCAUGGGUUUCUGCUCUGAUCGAGAGGAUAUCAACUCUCUGUGCUUGACUGUGGUACAGAGACUAAUGGAGAGAAAUGGCCUCUCCUAUGACAGUGUGGGACGACUGGAGGUUGGGACAGAGACAAUUAUUGACAAGUCCAAGUCUGUGAAGACUGUCCUUAUGCAGCUUUUUGAGGACUCUGGGAACACUGAUGUUGAGGGUAUUGAUACAACCAAUGCUUGCUAUGGUGGCACAGCAGCGCUCUUUAAUGCUGUCAACUGGGUGGAGUCCAGCUCAUGGGAUGGACGUUAUGCUUUAGUUGUAGCAGGAGAUAUUGCUGUCUAUGCCACUGGAAGUGCACGACCAACAGGAGGGGCAGGUGCUGUGGCGAUGCUUGUGGGGCCAAAUGCUCCUUUGGCCUUUGAAAGAGGUCUUCGAGGAACCCAUAUGCAGCAUGCAUAUGACUUCUAUAAACCAGACAUGGUUUCAGAGUAUCCAGUUGUUGAUGGAAAACUUUCUAUAGAGUGUUACCUGAGUGCUUUGGACCGUUGUUAUUCUGUGUACCGUAACAAGAUCCAUGCACAAUGGCAAAGAGAGGGUUCAGAAAAGCAUUUCAACCUGGAGGACUUUGGCUAUCUAGUAUUCCACUCUCCUUAUUGCAAACUUGUUCAGAAGUCACUGGCAAGGUUGAUGCUUAAUGACUUCCUGAGCCACCCAAACCCAAACAUGGAAGUGGGACCUUUCACUGGCCUGGAGGCCUUCAGAGAUGUCAAGCCUGAAGAGACUUACUUUGACCGAGAUGUGGAGAAGGCCUUCUUGAAGGCCAGUUCUGAGCUGUUUGAGAAGAAGACUAAACCCUCGCUACUCAUUUCAAAUCAGAAUGGAAACAUGUACACCCCAUCAGUCUACGGUUGCCUAGCAUCUCUUAUUGCACAGAAAACUGCUGCACAGCUAGCUGGUCAAAGAAUUGGUGUUUUCUCUUAUGGAUCAGGAUUUGCAGCCACUCUGUACUCUCUUCGCAUCACUCAGGACCAUACCCCAGGAUCCAAUUUGGACAAACUUGUCAGUAGUCUAAGUGACCUUCAGGUCAGACUUAAGUCACGGAAGAAGGUUUCCCCAGCUGUCUUUUCAGAAAAUAUGAAAUUGAGGGAGGAAACUCAUCAUUUAGCUAGCUAUGUUCCCCGUGGUCCAGUGGAUGAUCUCUUCCCUGGAACAUGGUACCUAACACGGGUGGAUGACAAACACAGAAGGGAAUAUGCCCGCCGACCUGUGGAAUGUGAGGUGAAUGCAGAGGCUGAGAUUGUUUGCUCAAGUACAGAGCAUAUCCCAAGUCCAGUCAAGAAAAUGCCUCGCAUCCCUGCUCCUGCGCCUGAAGCUGCAGUGAGCAGUUAGACGGCCCAUUUACCUCUGAGAGGUAUUGAAAGUCCAACCACUUCCAGACCAGAUUAGAAAACUGAACUGCCUGGACAAUGAAUUAUCACCAUUAUCAUAAUUGCUGUCAAAUGUGGUCAUAAGGAUCUUUCAUCAUUUCUAUGUGAAACUUUUUAUGGGCUGGUUCCAGCCUGAGCAAAUACAAGGUUAUCUUCAAAUUCAGGAUCCCCUCUGAUGGAGCAAAUGGGAGAGGCACUAUAUAUAUGCAAUAACAUUGAGCUGAUGCUGCUUCCAUGGGAACUCAGCCUAAGCUCUCAUUUUAAAGCAGAGCUCAUUCUCUAUACCUCAGUUUUAAUUCAGGAUGCUGCACCUUCACCUUCGGCAUAUGUUGCUUACUUAAUGCAGUCAACUGGAUUGAGUUUAUAAUAGUCUACAGUUCCUGGUGAGCUUAAUUCAUGUGCUUCACUGCACUAUUUGUCCUGUUUGUUUUUAAAACAAAUAUUGUGAUCAACAGGUAUAUGAUCAACUUAUUGUACAGUUUUUUUUCAUACACUAAAAUGUUUGUUGUUUUGGGACAGUUUUAUGAUGUGGUACACGUCCAAGAAGCAUUGUAAUUAUGUUGUAAUGUAUUAUAAUCACAAUAUUCUGAUGAUGAAAGACUUGAAACACAAGGAUAUAUGAGAGUCACCAAAUAAUUCAACCUGCUUAGGAAAAAGUGCAACAUUCAGCUUUUAUUUGUAAAGCAACUUGAGUUGCGUUAACCAUGUCACAGAACUUAGCAGUGUGAGGUACCCAUAUCCAAACGCCUACAUUUUUCACUAUGUUGAUGCAAUCAUGUGUCAUCUUUGACUAAGCCUUAAUAAGCAAGGGCUUUUGUUUUUGAAACCUGCUUUGUCAUGUAAUGUAUUAUACAUACAUAGUUUUAUUUUUGUGAUUCAUUCUGAUAUUUAGUUAUAAGAGUGGUUGCACUCAGAAGCAAUUUUUUAACUGACAGCAUUGACUUUGUUGGUGUAUCACAGGUGUUAAUGAUAGAUAUAUAAAGGAAAACUUAAGAAAUAAAAGGACCGUUCUCUAAAAGCCUUAUCUGCUUAAUAUUCUUAAUUAUACACCCACUUUAUUUCUGCUGUCAUGUCACCGUAUCUACUAGAGGCCAAACCUUGUAGAAAUGUAUCAAAAUUGUAAUAUUUAAACUUGAUAUGAAUGGAGAAGUAAUGUAAAAAAUUUGAAUAAAUGUAUAUUCAGUCA
Molecule: messenger RNA, 2919 nt
Organism: Periophthalmus magnuspinnatus
Lineage: Eukaryota; Metazoa; Chordata; Actinopteri; Gobiiformes; Gobiidae
Gene: hmgcs1
Product: 3-hydroxy-3-methylglutaryl-CoA synthase 1 (soluble)
Exons: 10
Coding region: 160-1695 (511 amino acids)
Biological process (GO): acetyl-CoA metabolic process
Molecular function (GO): hydroxymethylglutaryl-CoA synthase activity
Source: RefSeq, a predicted model, not a curated record